Messenger RNA from Zea mays, 1113 nucleotides. RefSeq lists its product as uncharacterized. The record is from RefSeq and is a predicted model, not a curated record. The transcript has a single exon. The coding region runs from base 64 to 1113 and encodes 349 amino acids. NCBI's taxonomy places the organism in Eukaryota, Viridiplantae, Streptophyta, Magnoliopsida, Poales, Poaceae.
UAUGAUGAUUACUUCUCCGAGAAUCCUCUCUAUCCUACAUCUAUUUUUCGUAGAAGAUAUCGUAUGUCGAGACCACUUUUUCUACACAUUGUUGAGGAGCUAGGUAAGUGGUCUGACUAUUUCACUACAAGGAUAGAUUGUACUAGUCGUCAAGGCCUCACACCAUUACAAAAAUGUACAGCAGCAAUACGCCAAUUGGCUAAUGGCAGUGCAGCUGAUCACCUAGAUGAAUAUUUGAAGAUUGGUGACACAACUGCAUUAGAAGCUUUGAAAAAAUUUGUAGAAGGUAUUAUUGCUGUUUUUAGUGAAAGCUAUUUGCGACGGCCUACAGUGGAAGACAUUGAACGUUUGCUAAAAGUUGGAGAGAGUAGAGGAUUUCCUGGCAUGUUGGGGAGUAUUGACUGUAUGCACUGGCAAUGGGAAAGAUGUCCUGUUGGAUGGAAGGGUCAAUUCACUCGAGGUGAUCAAAAAGUACCAACUCUGAUUCUUGAAGCUGUGGCCUCACAUGAUCUUUGGAUUUGGCAUGCAUUCUUCGGUGUUGCUGGUUCUAAUAAUGAUAUCAAUGUCCUGCAACAAUCAUCAUUGUUCAUCCGAGAACUCAAAGGGCAAGCUCCUCUGGUGCAAUAUACGGUUAAUGGGAAUCAAUACAACCAAGGUUACUAUCUAGCUGAUGGAAUAUAUCCGGAAUGGGCUAUUUUUGUUAAGUCAAUAUCCAUGCCUAUCAAUGACAAAGAUCAGGAGUUUGCUAAUCAUCAAGAAGGCGAAAGAAAGGAUAUUGAACGAGCAUUUGGUGUCCUACGACGUCGAUGGUGUAUUUUGAAGCGACCAGCUCGUCUACAUGAUAAAAAACAGCUCGAGAACAUUAUAGUAGCUUGCAUCAUACUUCACAACAUGAUAGUCGAAGAUGAGAAGAAAGAGGAUAUUGAAGAGAAUCUGGAUUUGAAUGAGGCUGCAAGUUCUGCCAUCGUCGAACAACCUGAAUUCUCCUUUGGUGAAUCAAUUCCAUUUGAAAGAGUGCUAGAGAAUCAAUCAGAUCUUCAAGAUCGUACAACUCAUCUAAAAUUGAAGAAAGACUUGGUUGAGCAUAUUUGGCAAAAAUACGGGCGUCGUUAA